Messenger RNA from Mytilus trossulus (common blue mussel), 1605 nucleotides. Its product is annotated as tetraspanin-9-like. Gene Ontology annotation, cellular component: plasma membrane. The record is from RefSeq and is a predicted model, not a curated record. The transcript is spliced from 9 exons. NCBI's taxonomy places the organism in Eukaryota, Metazoa, Mollusca, Bivalvia, Mytilida, Mytilidae. Bases 307 to 1116 code for a protein of 269 amino acids.
UAUAUAUGCCAAACGACGUAGAAGCAAACUGAAAGUUAAAAACUUUAUCAUGGGCAUAUUUUGAAAACAAAAUAUUUAAUUAGUACUGAAAGUCAUUGUCAUAAUUACCUUUGUGUUCUCAGUUGAAUAGGUGUGUAAUUUCAUUCUUCGUAAAGUAACGGAACAAGAUUUUCUAAAAAUAAUAUUUAUAAAGAUAUUAAAUGCGCACAAUAUUCAGUGUGGACAUUGCGAUAUGGAAUUUUAACACACAAAGGUCAAGAACAAGGAAGUGUGUAUUCACAAAAGAUAUACUAAAACAUAGAAGUCAUGUGUAACCAAAAGGUCAGCAAAGUUGUACUUGUCAUCAUCAACAUAUUAUUUAUUCUGCUUGGCUUAGGACUGUUGAUUCCAGGCAUACUGGUUGUUCUAAACGAAGAUGUCAUUAAUGAUGAUGUGUUGCCAGCAUUAAAAAGUGUCAGUUUUGGUGUGACAAAUCUUGGUGACAUGGCUAAAGGCUUGUCUAUAACAUUGAUUGUACUGGGUUCCUUUGUCCUGGUUCUCUCACUGAUUGGUGCGAUCGGGGCGUGCUGUAAAAUCAGAUGUCUCCUGAUUAUUUACAUAAUCAUAGUACUGAUUCUGGCUAUUGGAAAGUUUGUUAUUGUUAUUCUGUGGAUUAUUUUUAACUCUGAUAUUGAAAGCAAACUGAAAACAGAGAUGAAAUCUGCACUUCUAAAAUUUACAACAGACGAUCUGACUACUCACGAACUAUCAUCAGGAUGGAACUAUCUAAACAUGAAUCUUGAGUGUUGUGGUAUUGAUGCUGUUACUGGUACAGGAGUUAACAAAAAUAAUUAUCAUAACUCUGUAUGGUACCAGGGAUCAGGAACUACAGAGCUUCCCGUAUCUUGUUGUCCUUCGGCUACAUCAUCUUCAUACACCAGUACAUGCUCAUUUACUAAGAACAACGACCCAACUGGACACCAUUCAAAGGGUUGUUAUGAUGCUGUCAAAGAUUUCGCAACAAAGUAUUCAGUUGCCUUCAUUUGUAUUGGGGUCUUUAUCGUGUUGACAGAGAUUGCUGCUGUUAUUUUUGCAUGCUCGUUGUGUAAAAAGAGUAAGACGGGUACAGUUGUUUAGAUAAAAGUUGUGUGUAUUUUGUUCUAUUUUGUUUUAUCAUGUAUAUAUCUUAAAAUGUGAUGUAUAUUUUAUUUUAUAUUUAUCAUUGUUUGAUUACAUUUUGAUUUCAUAGUAUGGUUAAAAUUACUGUAUAUUUAAGUAUUACCUGUUCUUGUGGAACAAGAUUUUUUUCUGUUUCUCAAAUAUAAAGAUAUUUACUGUUUAAAAAAUUAAGAAUCUGACUCACAAACAAUCUCAAACUUUUUUUCUUCUUCUGAAUUUGGUAGCAAUUGCAUGGCAAAAUCUCAUAUCAAGAUGUAAUUGUUGUAGUUUUUGAAGACCAUUGAAAGAUACAAAUUGGCUUGCAAUGAUAGUUUUGAUGCAUGUAAUUCAGAAACAAUGAAUAUUGUAUUUCCAAUUACAAAAAGACUUCUCUAUAAUUUACAAUGUGUAUCGACCAAUUGAGUUUUGCUUUGUAGUUGUUCAAUAAAGUUCAUUUAUGUCACCGAC